Messenger RNA from Pocillopora meandrina, 5658 nucleotides. The record is from the annotation of a GenBank genome assembly. Lineage: Eukaryota; Metazoa; Cnidaria; Anthozoa; Scleractinia; Pocilloporidae.
GAAUUGUCUUGGCUCUAAGGCAGUGAUCAGAGAUAUACCUCGGUCCUGUACAAAGAUGUGGCUCAUUGCACCGUUCCUUGUCAUUGCAACAGCUUUUGGAAAUCCAGAAGGUUUGCUUUUAAAUUAUCAUGAACAGUGUGUAGUAUUUUCUUUUUGUAUACUUGCCUUUUUUAACAGUAUGGAAGCCAGUUCUAUUGUAAAUGGAUAUAGAGCAUUUCCUAAUUUUUCAAACUGGACUGUUUUCCCCAAUAUAUGUCAAUUUGUCUUUCUCGUUGCAUAAAAUGUCUUCUUUUCAAACAUGUUUGAUAUGUUCCACUCUGAAAUCCGUCUAAUGUUACUGGAUAGAGGUUGAAAGUCAAGUUCCCACAUCAGAUAUAAGAGGUUCGCUAUUCCAUCGAACGAGAUGGAAUUGAAAAAUCAACGGUGUAAAGGAUGAAAAAAGUGCAAAACAAGAAAGAAACCAUCCUUCGAAAGCCAAGAGUUCGUGUCUGAUGUACUUUUACAAAACUUCAAUGUCUUUGUUUUGUCCCCGGUUGCAACCGUCAGAUAAUUUUCUUGUCUCCUAUGAUGACGAUUUUGGUUCAAAUAGCGAGUUUGAAACGAAAAACGAAGACAGAGAAAUAUACAAAAGUUAUGGCACAGUCAUGUAGGACGCAAAUCAGUCUCACACAAUGUACCUCAUGUUUCAUUUUAAAAUAAGGGUAAACAAGUGGAAAAUUUUGACGAUUUUCACCUUCACCGUAGUUUCAGUGAUCUCAAAGUAGUAGUAGGACAUGCUGAUAUGAAAUGGUUAGAGAGAUUUAUCUAAUUCUGAACAACACGGGAGCAAAACGGAAAAAAAAAAAAAAAAAAAAAAAAAAACAGAAAAACCAUUUCAACGAGUGCCAAAAGGUGUUCAUGUUUUUUUUUUUAAACUUUACUUGGAACCCUCUACUUUUAACUGUCGUUUCAUUUUCUCAUUUUUUAUUUCAAUAAAUAUUUGAACAGUGUAUAUCCAUCAAUAUAUGAGCUACUUAAAGUACAGCUCUGUCGUAUAAGGUUACCUUUUUCACAAUCAGAAAUGUAAAGCACAAGUCACUCAGUUUUAUGUAACCUGCAAGGGGAAGGGGGAUAUUGGAGAGCUUAAACACCGCCUUUUCCUGGAACAUGAACGGCAGGAGUGACCACGUGACCAAGAUUUUCCCGGUUACACUUUGCCGUUUCAACAUAAAAGUGAACUGUUUCGCGUUUGCUGUGUAUGAGGAAAUUUUCUUCACUCUUUUUCGCAGAGAGUAAAAAAAAAAAAUAAUAAUAAUAAAGAACCGGAAAAAAUGCUCCAAAACUAUACCUGACAAGUCAUACUUAAGCAGAUGAAGUUUCAUGUCGAAAAUUCUUCAAAUUCCGCGAUUUCCUUCAGAAGAGAUGCAAGAUCUCACGUUGACUUACGAAACGGCCUCCAGUCCAUUUCGAGGUGAAGUGAGUUCACGCGAAGCUAAAGCAAUAAAAAUUCAUGCUAUUUUGCGCGAACGUGAAAAGGCAAUGCAAGGCGACGUUCACCGUUUCAUGUAAACGCGGUGCUUAAUCUCUCUAUUGUAAUCUUAUGCCACCGGAAGUCGAUUAUUCAUUGGCUUUGGCAUUCAUAAUGUCACUUGUUUUUUUUCUUUCUCAGAAAACAUUGGUAUAAAAAAUGCCAAACUGUUUGAAGGAGAUAUGAUUUUAAGCACAGCUCAGCGGUUAGCUGCCAUGAAAGGAUUAGAUGUAGAUAGAGCGAGGGGAAACGCAAGAGGCUCAGUCAUGAAUAUGCAAUGGCCAGGAGGGGUAAUGAUCUAUGAUAUUGCAACGAAGAUAGGUGAGGACAAAUGGAGUAAGGACAGAUAUGAAAAACGUGUAAAAUAGGGUUAUUUAUAUUGCCGUUCUACAAGUCUCAUAAUUUGAUUGAUCAAAUAAGACUUGGAAAGAGAUUGCCUUGGUUAUUUCCAAGUAUCCUCCGAUCCGAUCUUUCUUCUCUAGAAUCCCUUGAAGGUAACUCCAAGAGGUCUAAGUUUAAAAUUUCAACUCAGUUCGAUCGCAAAUCGCUGUCAAAGCUCCAAAGUGCAUGCAUCAGUGCAUGUUUUUCGUAUGAGACUUCAAGAAAUAAUUUGGUAGGAUUUUCUACUGAUGAGUUUUAAUGAGAAAGUAUUCUCAAAACGCCGAAAAGAAAACGGACACCCACAUAAAAACAACAAAGAUCAAUGAAAGUUUUGUGAAAAGAAUAAGAAAGAUGGUAAUUCUUUUGCUCGGUGGAACAAAGAAAAAAUUCUGAAGCCCUCGUGAAGAAUCGAACCUCAGACCUUCGGAUUCCGCGCUCCGGUGCUCUACUACUGAGCCACAGAGACUCUAUGGUGAGCGAGGCCCACUACGAAGUUUAAAUAUGACACACGUCCUGCAUAUUUCCAGAAUCAAUGUUGAUAGCGCCAUGUUUUGUAAAUAUGAUUCCGAGAUUCGAUUUCUCAAGUGGACUCAGAUUCUUUUUCUUUGUCCCGCGCUCGUGACAAGACGAAUAAACAUAUUUCUCUAUCAACGAAAGUUGUAAUAGAAACGAGGCUUGAAGAUGAAAAUUCACUUAAUGACAUCGGGUAUUAAGAGGCAUUCCUCCUUUGUAGCGAGGGACGCUAAAAUGAUGUCCAUUCUCAACAAAGCCAUGAAACAAUGGACCAGUAAGACCUGCAUACGAUUCCAAAAGCGCCAACAAGAGCAUGGGUACGCCUAUUUCCACGUAGGCCAAGGGUAAGAGUGAAAUUAAUUCUCUUACUGAUUACACGUGAGGACAAAGCUAAUUACUUUCGACCUACAGGUUUCCCUUCGUCAAUGAGAACUUAAACCUUGUAAUGUUCUUUAUCUUACAGUUGUUCCUCUGAGGUAGGUUAUCAGAGGAGACUCCAAUACAUUUCACUUGGCAAUGGCUGUUGGAGCGUGGGAACAGCAGCACACGAGAUUGGUGGGUUCAUCAAACUUUAAUUUUUUUCUCAGCGGGCAACUGUGUGCUUUAACAGCCCGCUUCUUUUGGCACGCAACCACUCUUAUACCGCUGGGUUCACCCACCAGCUGAGCCUAACGGCUGGUUAUGCAGAAAAUGAGCGUGAUUUAAGCACAGCACAAUACACAUUUAAGUAUACUACAACAAAAAUUAACAGUUUGACGAUAUGCAGUCUUUUCAUUUGCUUAAGAAAAAGCCGGAUUCACCAGCCUAGACAAUAUAUAUAUAUAUAUAUAUAUAUAAAUGCAUUCUGUAAAACCAGCUACUCUUUCACUUGCUUCUAGGGCACGCUCUAGGAUUUUACCACGAGCAAUCUCGUCCAGAUCGAGACAACUACGUAACCAUAUACAAACAAAAUAUAAUGCAAGGUAGGGAAUUAUCAUAUGACGCAUAUCUGAAAAUAGAGUUGACUCAGGCGUCUUUUCCAACGAGAAAUUAACCCCUUUUAAUUUCUCUAAAUUUCCUUUUUUCCUCUUUUAUUUAAGCCUACCUGACUAACGUGAUAUUUCAUAUUCACAAACGCAAUUCUUGAAAACAAUACAAUAAUGAACUAUUAAUACAAAUCGUAAUAAAAAGGCAUCAUUCAAUUACAGACACACUGCUACAUAAAGACUUAUGACUCGAGUGUAUCCUCACUUGGGGCAAUGAUGUCACAUCGAGACGAAAAAGAUGAGUUCAGUUGUUAAGCACUAAAUUAUUUUUAAUUUCGUUAUCUUAUCGCGCUAGGCAUGGCCUACAACUUCAAUAAGUACGGAAGAGAUACCAUUGACUCACUGGGUACACCGUAUGAUUACGCAAGUGUGAUGCAUUAUGACUCAUAUGCAUUCAGUGCCAAUAGAAGACCAACGAUCUUGCCUAAUAAGCAAGGGGUAACGAAUUGAUACAUUAACAUUAGAGGAAAUUUAACUUUGUCUCGAUAGCGCAAUCAACUUGGUUAAACGUUUUACAGGGUUCCCUUGCAAUUGUAGAAUACCCUGAAUAUUCGGUAGGAUCACUUGUGCCACCUCAUUCUUGAUCUUACCAUACUCUGGAUAUCAUCUGUGAUCCAGCCUGAACAGACGCACGACAACAUGGGGUCUAUUUUUUUUUCAAAGAAUGAUCAAUUUUACUGACAGGUGACUAUUGGUCAACGUAAUGGAAUAAGUAGCAUGGAUGCAAAGCAGAUGAACCUUCUGUACAAAUGCCAGGGUGCUGGCGGAAACGGCGGAAAUGGUGGAGCCGGCGAGACUGGCGGUGGAAACAGCGGUGAGUUUUACGCUUGUUUCUCUGCCAUUGAAAACAAAGCAAAUAAAAAAAAAAACUAUUUCCUGAAAAACAAUUGAGCUAUCUAAAUUGAAAUCAGUAUUAUUGUAAAAUAGCGAGUUUGCCAACAUACGAUUCUUGUCAUUUUAGUUUAACUGCUGAUUUGAAUCAGGAAUAGUUAUUGAGGCUGGGUUGAGAAGAAGAGUUUCACUUUCAAUAAAUAUUAGAGAUAAAUUUCAGAAAGGGUGGAAAAGAGUAAUUUGAUUGUACACUAGCCAUUGUAUAUUGCAGUUCCUAAAUUUUGAUUGGUUCACAGGCCAUGGAAUUAUCGUACUUGGAGCACAAAUACAGAAAUUACGUAGCAUUUUUUGCCGCAUCCUACCGUCUCAUUUGUGGCGCGCUCUCAGUGGAAUAGUUCUCAAAAACUUAUGUUGGUUUUAGUUAGUUUAUGUUUUAAUCCCUUCCUAUUCUACUUAAGGUUGUCAAGAUGGUCACAAAAACUGUCGAUACUGGGCAUCAAUCGGAGAAUGCCAAAAGAACCCAAACUAUAUGCUUAAGACUUGCUGCAAGAGUUGCAAAGGUAGGCAUAUGUAAUCUUAAUGUUGAAUUGGUGAUUCAAACCUCUUAUUUCACGUAUUCGAUUACCAUAUGAAUUUUACAGAAACUCAGCAAACCUGUACAUGGUUUGAGAACACAGAACAUUGGAAAACUAAAAGGGGAACACAAAGUUCUCUUAAAUUUGAAAGAUAAAACAUGAUAAUAUUUCUCGCAAUUUCAGUGUAAUAUUUUCAAUUCACGGAGCACGCACCUGGUAGUCCUUAUAUUUUUGUCUCGUCGGUCGGAUGUUUCAUAUCGCUGAAUAAAAACCCCACUGUAAUUUUUAUCAGUCCGAUUGAGCCAUUGCCAUUAAGAAGGGAACUUUGAUCCUUCUUCAAGCUUUUAGUAAUGAGUAAGAAUAUUUGAUGAACACAACUCAAAGUACAUAAAUCGCACCUCCUCAUUUACGUGCAAGUUUUAUCUUCUGUGUUGCUUAACUAUGAUUUCUCUUUUGCUUUGUUCAGUUUGUUCCUUUGUAUGUUUGUUCUCUUACUCGUUUGUUGCUUAACUAUGAUUUCUCUUUUGCUUUGUUCAGUUUGUUCCUUUGUAUGUUUGUUCUCUUACUCGAUAUCAUGAUAGAUAAUGCUUUGAAAGCAGAGGUGUUCCCAAGGAAUUGCUCAAACUGAUGUUUUUUAAUCACCUUAUUACUUUACAGCUGUAACAGGGUGUAAUGAUACGGACAAGAAUUGCGCUUACUGGGCAUCCAUCGGUGAGUGCAAGAAUAACGCUAAUUGGAUGUUGAGCCACUGCAAGAAAAGCUGCCGCAACUGCUGAAAAUGUAGCACUUAUAGUGACGUGUGAGCAACUGAAAUAAACGUGAGCGG